AUGCCUUCAAAGCCGCGUAUCUAUCUAAUGUAUAUGCUCAGUGUAUACUCUGUGAGUGUAGCUGGCCAAUUCAAUGUCUCUCAGCCAAAACCAAUGCCAGAAGGCCUCCCGGCUAUUAAUUGGGAUAUUCUACAAAUGGAUCCGGCCACUCGAGAAAAUCUGUGCCAAAGACAGACGGCUUAUUGUGCGAAUAAUUGUGGCGGGCCAACCGAAGCACCGAAAAAUUUUUGCAAUGUAACUUCCAUGGCAUGGAACUGUGGUUGUUCGAAAAAAGUACCUGAUUUUUCUCCCUAUCUAUGGCCAAUUGUACAAGCCGAAUGUUCAGGAAGAUCUCAGGCUUGUCAGCGAGAAUGUAACGAGCAACAACAGCACCAGACAGGAAACCCCAACUGUGCUGUAUUGUGCAAUGAUUAUUAUACAUGCGAUUCUCCAAAUGCUCCGCCUAGUUAUUUGCAGACGGAUAGCUCGUCUGAUACUCCUUCUUAUAAUGGACCCAAGAAAGUGGUUACUACGACACCUCAGAACAACUCGACCAAAAAUGCGAACCAGCAACAGACUCAACAGGGAGAAGGCACGGGUCAAGUCGCGAUAACCUGGUGGCUGAUAUUUGGCAUGAUUAGUAUGAUUAUUUUCUCGUAA
Messenger RNA from Phycomyces blakesleeanus NRRL 1555(-), 639 nucleotides. RefSeq lists its product as hypothetical. The record is from RefSeq and is a predicted model, not a curated record. Lineage: Eukaryota; Fungi; Mucoromycota; Mucoromycetes; Mucorales; Phycomycetaceae. The transcript is spliced from 5 exons. The coding region runs from base 1 to 639 and encodes 212 amino acids.